AUGACUGUCAAAAAGUCCAUUACUAUGGAGCAAUCGACGGCAGACGACUUGAAGAAAGCAUUGACGACUACAACUGAAGUUGAUUUGGACAGCACAAUCAAGAUCCUAGACAAGGCUGCCACCUCUGAAGCUGCUAAGAAACUAGUGAAUCCACUCGUUUUGUAUUCACUGGCUCAUAAAAAGGCCAGAAACUCGCUGACGUAUCGUGCUGUUUUGGCUGUUAGCCGCAGAUUGAAUGCCGUCAAAGACGCUUUGGUCCAAUCUGUUGAACCAAACGGGAGCUUAGAGCCUCUGAUCCAGCUGCUAAAUGUCUCCUCGAUGCAUGGAAUCCUGCUCGCCUAUCUUCCCGAAUCUCCUCUUGGUCAUAAGCUUCGAACUAAUAUCUACGCUGUGGACAUGUUUGUUACAUCGCUGCUCGUAACUGGUACAACCUCCCUCAUGAGUGUCAGUGGUAGCGUGCUACGGUCGCUGUUCUCCCCCACUCAGUCUCAAACGGAUUCAGUUUCUGUCAAGGUUGAAUACUAUCGUAUGGAUGCCUACGGUGAACAGAUGGUAAACUUACAUUACAAAGCACUAUCGUGGCUAAUAUCUCGAGCCUCGCAAAAUCAAACUGGAGGCGACUUCCGAAUGGUACCAUUUGAAGAAGACGGAUACAAUUACGACGCCACCGAAGAAGAUGAUGCGGGUCCUCCCUUCAAUAUUCUCCCGCGUGGGGAUGGUGUAUUGAAUGUAGAAAAUGACGGAUUCAAAUUUUCAGUGUAUUUUGAUCAUUCUGGUGAUAGUGGUGAGGGCAAGAAGGACGAUAAUAGAGGAUGGAGCUCUUCAAGGGCUGUUACCAGUGAACCACCUAUAAUUAUACAGCGAGUGGAUUCUGGCCCGACUGAUAUUUCCUGGAUGCAUGCAUGGUUGGUUGGUGUUACUAAGAGCUAUUUGAAGGAAGAGACCAAGAAUAAAGUUAGAGCUAGAUGGGAGAUGAGAGAGACGUAUUGGGCUAGAAUACAUAGUUUGCAUUCGAAUCGAGGUUUGGCCUCUGUUGCAUUAGAUCAGCCUCAAGAAGAAUUACUAAAGCGUGAUCUCGAUACCUUCUUGGCUGAUCGUGAUUUUUACGCUCGAAUUGGUUUGCCUUAUCGACGUGGCUACCUGUUUUCCGGAAAGCCUGGUACAGGAAAGACCUCAUUGAUCAACGCCCUGUCUGCAACAUUUGACCGAGAUCUGUACUAUAUAAAUCUCAAAGACGUCAAGGAUGACAAUGCUUUACAAUCGUGCUUCUCAACGGUUCCCAAAAACUCAAUCAUCGUAUUCGAGGAUAUCGAUGCUCAGUCGCCCAUAGUACAUACUCGAGACAAGAGAGCUGGUUUCCUCCGUCAAGCCAAGCAAGAGAAGAGGCUAGCUGCUUUGACAUCAAAGAAUACAGCCGCCGACAGUGAUUCUGAUAAUAAUAACGACCGAGCGUUCUCAGAUGACUCAGAUUCCGAAAGUGGAAUAGGCAAUCUCGGAAUGUUUGGACCACCAAAAGCACCUGGAUUCGGUGGUAAACUCGCAGAAUUAUUGUCUUCAAUAUCACUAUCUACAUUGUUAAACUGUCUGGAUGGGUAUGCUAUGCAUGAAGGUACCAUCAUCAUUAUGACCUCAAAUCACCCAGAAGUAUUGGAUCCUGCCUUGAUUCGACCUGGCCGUAUAGACACGCAUCUGGAACUUGGCUACUGUACGCAUUACCAACUUCAACAUAUGUACCAAUCAGUCCUUGAUGACGAAGAAGCCAAACUAUCCGAUAUAACAGCCAUACCGCCAAGAGUGAUACCGCCUUGUGAGGCAUUACGGAUUAUGGUCUUGUGGCGAUCUGAUCCAGAAAAGAUUGCUCCGAAGCUCAAGGAACGAGCAUACCAGCUCUUGAAUGGAGCUGAAGCUGACGUUCCAGAUGCUGGAUUGGAAGUGCCUGUUGAAAUAGUCAUACCGAAGAAGCUAAAGAAGGCUGCUAAUGAAGACGACUCUACUGAAACUGAAGCUGUAGACGCUGCUGUAGAUGGUAGUAUAAAUGACAAGGAGGGUGCUGUUGAUGGUGUAAGUGAAGCCAAGAGUGUAGAUGAGGAUGAGUCUUCCGAGGAGACUGCGAAAGAUUCAUCGUCAGAUACUAGUGUACCAGAAAAGAUGUCGGAUUCAGGUGUAUUGUUAGAUAAGCAGCAGCAGCAGCUUGGCGUUCAAGUUGUUUAG
This is a messenger RNA of Synchytrium microbalum, 2211 nucleotides long. RefSeq lists its product as uncharacterized. Gene Ontology annotation, molecular function: ATP binding; ATP hydrolysis activity. The coding region runs from base 1 to 2211 and encodes 736 amino acids. The transcript has 10 exons. The record is from RefSeq and is a predicted model, not a curated record. NCBI's taxonomy places the organism in Eukaryota, Fungi, Chytridiomycota, Chytridiomycetes, Synchytriales, Synchytriaceae.